CAAGGAAAUGAAGCUCCUUUAUUAAUUAGUAGCCGCCUCUCUCUCCAUCUCUCACCUAUCCUUUACAUCCUUCUACUACCUUUAAACGUCUAUAAAUUGCACUCUUAGCACCUUCAGUUCACAUACAUACUCACACACUUCAUUCAUUCAUUCAUACUAGGUAAGUUACGCACAUACAUAGAGAGAGAGAUGGAGUCAUUCCCAGUCAUCAACAUGGAGAAGCUAGAGGGAGAAGAGAGGGCUUUGACCAUGGACCUCAUCAACGACGCCUGCGAGAAUUGGGGUUUCUUUGAGCUGGUGAAUCAUGGGAUCUCACCAGAGCUAAUGGAUGAGGUGGAGAAGCUUACAAAGGAGCACUAUAGGAAGUGCAUGGAGCAAAGGUUCAAGGAAUCGAUGGCAAUCAAAGCUCUUGAAGGGGCUGAUGCCAGCAUCAAUGACAUGGAUUGGGAGAGCACCUUCCACAUUCGACAUCUCCCUGAUUCAAACAUGUCCGAGAUCCCUGAUCUUAGUGAUGAGUACAGAAAGACAAUGAAAGAGUUCGUGGUGAAAUUGGAGAAACUAGCAGAAGAGCUACUGGACUUGCUGUGUGAGAAUCUUGGGCUAGAGAAAGGGUACCUGAAGAAGGCAUUCUGUGGGACCAAGGGACCUACAUUUGGGACCAAGGUCAGCAACUACCCUCCAUGCCCACGCCCAGAGUUGAUCAAGGGCCUGCGGGCUCACACCGACGCCGGCGGCAUCAUCCUACUCUUCCAGGACGAUCGGGUCAGUGGUCUCCAGCUUCUCAAAGAUGGGCAGUGGAUAGAUGUGCCCCCCAUGCACCACUCCAUAGUCAUCAACCUUGGUGACCAACUUGAGGUGAUCACAAAUGGAAAGUACAAGAGCGUGCUGCACCGUGUGGUGGCCCAGACGGAUGGAAACAGAAUGUCCAUUGCUUCAUUUUACAAUCCGGGGAGUGACGCCGUCAUCUUUCCGGCACCGGCACUUGUAGAGAAAGAAGAAAAGGAGUGUAACCAAGUGUAUCCCAAGUUCAUUUUCGAGGACUACAUGAAGUUGUAUGUGGGCCAGAAGUUCCAGGCCAAGGAGCCAAGGUUCGAGGCAAUGAAGACCAUGGAUACUCUGAAUUUGGGUCCCAUUGCUACUGCAUAAGUGGGGCUAUCUAUUCCUUUAAAAAAUGAUCAUGGGGUGGUUUUGUUUGUGCUUUAGAUUUUAAAAUUCAAAGGUUGAGAUUAGUCUACUUCUUUUGCAAUGAUUAAUGAGAGUCUCCCAUCUCCCACGCUGCGGGACCUUUUAUGUAGAAAAUGACCCAGCAUCGCCAUAUGUUUUUAAGAAUUUAUGUAUUAUUUUGGACUUUUAAGCCCUCA
Molecule: messenger RNA, 1361 nt
Organism: Magnolia sinica
Lineage: Eukaryota; Viridiplantae; Streptophyta; Magnoliopsida; Magnoliales; Magnoliaceae
Product: 1-aminocyclopropane-1-carboxylate oxidase-like
Exons: 4
Coding region: 190-1146 (318 amino acids)
Source: RefSeq, a predicted model, not a curated record